Messenger RNA from Nerophis ophidion (straightnose pipefish), 6431 nucleotides. RefSeq names its product diaphanous-related formin 2 (gene diaph2). Gene Ontology annotation, molecular function: actin binding; small GTPase binding; microtubule binding. Gene Ontology annotation, cellular component: actin filament; cytoplasm. The record is from RefSeq and is a predicted model, not a curated record. Gene Ontology annotation, biological process: actin filament polymerization; actin cytoskeleton organization. The transcript is spliced from 30 exons. Bases 449 to 3823 code for a protein of 1124 amino acids. NCBI's taxonomy places the organism in Eukaryota, Metazoa, Chordata, Actinopteri, Syngnathiformes, Syngnathidae.
UACUGGACACAUUUAUUCAUAUUCUUUCAUUUUAAUGUUUUAAUUUAUUCAUACUAUAUACUCGCUUGGAACGGUAGCGGUGGUGUUUGUCAUGUCUUCACGGCGAAGGCGCUACAUGUUUUACUUACGUCGCUAAAAUGCUUUGUAAAGUAGUCCCAAGCAGUAGAGAACAACGAUACUGAAAGAAUUGAUGCUGGACCACAACUGGACGUUUAAACGGAUACUUCUCGCCUGCCACACCCUUUCAAAACCAAAAUACUUCUACCUAUUCUUUUUCUUCAAAAAUAACAGAAUGGAUUUGGAGAAGACUUAAAUUGGAUGUUGUUGCCAAGUGACGUGUUGCCAAACGCUUAAGUGUCAACUUUGCCAACUUUUUUUUUCUUUUUCUUUUUCCUGAGACCACAUCAAGUCACGCAAAAGGGAAUUUAUUAUAACUUGGAGGCGAAAAAUGGAUCAAGCCAGCGGCGGGGACGACCCCAGUAAACCUUUUAAAAAGAGGUCCAGUGAGGAUGAAGGCAGGAAUAAAAAACUGAACAUACACAUAAAAACAUUGGCCGACGACAUGCGUGAUCGUAUCACCAGUUUCCGAAAAACGGGCAUGAAGAAGGAGAAGCCCCUCAUUCAGCACCCGACGGACCCCCUGUCGAUCCAGACCGAGCUGCCGCUCCCCCAGCCGCUCUUUGACGAGCGCUCCAUGAACCUUUCGGAAAAGGAGAUUAUUGACCUCUUUGAGAAGAUGAUGGAGGACAUGAAUCUGAAUGAAGAGCGGAAGGCCCCCCUUCGCGGGAAGGACUUGAGCACCAAACGGGAGAUGGUGGUCCAGUACAUCUCAGCCACAGCCAAAUCUAUAACUGGGAGCAAAGUGGCGGGAGGACUGAGGAACAGCAAGCAUGAAUGUACGCUCUCGUCCCAGGAGUACGUCCACGAGCUUCGCACGGGCAUCACGGAAGAAAAGCUGCUCAAUUGCCUGGAGUCGCUUCGGGUUUCUCUCACCAGUAACCCUGUCAGUUGGGUCAAUAAUUUCGGCCAUGAGGGUCUGGGACUGCUUCUGGAUGCGCUGGAGAAGCUCUUGGAUAAGAAACAGCAAGAGAAUAUCGAUAAACGGAAUCAGCAUAAGCUCAUCCAAUGCUUGAAGGCUUUCAUGAACAACAAGUACGGGUUGCAAAGGAUCCUGGGAGACGAGCGCAGUCUGUUGUUACUGGCGAGAUCCAUUGACCCCAAGCAGGCCGGCAUGAUGACGGAGACUGUCAAGAUCCUCUCCGCCUUCUGCAUCAUCGGCGAGGAGAACAUCCUGGAUAAGAUUCUGGCUGCCAUGACGAUUGCUGCGGAGCGGAAUAAUAAAGAGAGAUUUGCUCCAAUUGUGGAAGGACUGGAGAACCACGAUGCCCAACAGCUCCAGGUUGCUUGCAUGCAGCUGAUCAACGCCCUGGUUACCUCCCCGGAAGACCUGGACUUCCGGAUACAUCUCCGAAACGAGUUCCUCAGAUGCGGCCUCAAAAAGAUCCUGCCUGAGCUGAAAGAGACAGAGGAGUUGGACAUCCAGCUGAAGGUGUUCAAUGAGAACAAGGAGGAGGACUUCAUCGAACUGACCCAUCGCUUGGACGACAUCCGAGCUGAGAUGGAUGAUAUGAGUGAGGUGUAUCAUCUCCUGUCCAACAUGGUGAAAGACACGGGCUCCGAGACCUACUUCCUGUCCAUCCUACAGCACCUGCUGCUCAUCAGGAACGACUACUACAUCAGGCCGCAGUACUACAAGGUGAUCGAGGAAUGCGUGUCGCAGGUGGUCCUGCACCGGAGCGGCAUGGACCCGGACUUCGGCUACAGUCGACGGCUGGAUGUGGACUUCACCCAUUUAAUUGAACAAUGUGUGGACAAAGCCAAAGUUGAAGAGAGCGAGCAGAAAGCUGCAGAGUUCUCCAAAAAGUUUGACGAGGAGUUCAGCGCGCGGCAGGAGGCCCAGGCCGAGUCUCAAAAGAAAGAGGAGAGAAUCAAAGAGCUGGAGGGGAAGAUCCAGGCCCUGGAGUCUCAGAUUGCAGCCGGUCCAGCUGUGCCCGGAGCGCCCCCUGUACCAUCGCAACCCGGAGGUGCUCCCGCGCCGCCGCCGCCGCCGCCUCCCCCGGGUGGUUGUCCGCCGCCGCCACCACCCCCGCCGCCCCCGGGCCAUGCUGGCGCUCCACCGCCUCCUCCGCCGCCGCCUCCACCGGGCGGGGGACCUCCCCCUCCGCCGCCGCCACCCGGGUGCGGGCCCCCGCCUCCUCCGCCUUUCUUCGGAGGCCCGGGCGCGCCUCCGCCGCCCCCGUCUUUACCCGUCCUCAAACUACCGUACGGGCUGGAGCCUAAGAAGGUGUACAAGCCGGAGACGGUGAUGAAGAGGGUCAACUGGAGCAAGAUCGUGCCCCAGGAAAUGGCGGAGAAUUGCAUCUGGAUCAAAGUGAAGGAGGAGAAGUUUGAGAACCCCGACCUUUUUGCGCAGCUCUCCCACUACUUCUCCUCGCAGAGCAAAGCGAGAAAGGAUGUGAAAGAUGAAACUGACGACAGAAUGACACAGUUUAAGAAGAAGGCCAAGGAGCUUCGUAUUUUGGACGCAAAGACGGCGCAGAACCUGUCAAUUUUCUUGGGCUCCUUCCGCCUGCCCUAUGACGAGAUCCGAGACAUCGUGCUGCAGGUGGACGAAGAGAGACUGAGCGAGUCCCUCAUCCAGAACCUGAUAAAGAACCUGCCGGAGCAGAACGAGCUGUCAUCACUAGCUGAACUUAAGAGUGAAUAUGAGGAGCUGGUGGAGUCGGAGCAGUUUGGGAUUAUGAUGAGUUCGGUCAAGCUCCUGCGGCCGCGUCUCAACGGCAUCCUGUUCAAGCUGACCUUCGAGGAGCAGGUGAACAACAUCCGCCCGGACAUCAUGAACGUGACGUUCGCCUGCGAGGAGGUGAAGAAGAGCGAGGGCUUCCGGAAGCUGCUGGAGUUGGUGCUGCUGGUCGGCAACUACAUGAACGCCGGCUCCAGGAACGCCCAGACUUUUGGUUUCAACGUCAGCUUCCUCUGCAAGCUGCGAGACACCAAAUCGAUAACUCAGUGCACGACGCUGCUUCACUUUCUGGCGGAGAAGUGUGAGGAAACGUUCCCGGAGAUCUUGAGGUUUCCAGAUGAGUUGGAGCACGUGGAAAGUGCCAGCAAAGUGUCCGCUGAGAUCCUGAAAAGCAGCCUGACCACCAUGGAGCGUCACAUCGUGCGCCUGGAGAACGACAUCGAGAACUUCCCCAAGACGGACGACGCGCAAGAUAAGUUUGUGGAAAAAAUGUCCGGCUUCUGCAAGCACUCGCGGGAGCAGUACGAGAAGCUGUCCAUCAUGCACAAGAACAUGCAGAAGCUCUACGAGAACACGGGCAGCUACUUCGCCUUCGACCCGCAGGCCGUCAGCGUGGAGGACUUCUUCGGGGAGCUCUCCAACUUCCGCACCCUCUUCCUGGAAGCUGUGAAGGAGAACCACAAGAAGAGGGAGAUGGAGGAGAAGAUCAAGAGAGCCAGGCUGGCGAAGGAAAAAGCCGAGCGCGAGAAGCAGGAGCGUCAGCAGAAGAAGAAGCAACUGAUUGACAUGAACAAAGAGGGAGAUGAAACUGGAGUGAUGGACAGCCUCAUGGAAGCUCUACAGUCCGGAGCAGCCUUCCGCGAUCGCCGAAAACGGACGCCGCGCAACGGUGAUCAAAGUCCUUCCAGUCCAGCCUCUCGGUGGCCGGCUGCUAACUAUGGUUACCGAACCUUAGAUAACCGCCGCGCCGUGCUGGAACGCUCCCGCUCUCGCCACAACACCAACCACCAGGCUCGAUGAUGUCGCCCGAAGACGACCCGGAGGAGGAUCCUGUCGCUGAGUCACCCCCCCCCCCCCCCCUCCACGUUAACCCCGCCUUCCACGCUCUCUCUCCAGUUUGUCUUCCUGUCGGUCCUUCAUAGGAAGCCAAGCAAAAAGGCCUCGCCGAAACGGUGCUGUGUACAAACGUAGGAGACUGUAACCAUUCCACGCUUAGACUUCAGAGCAUGUGACUCACACGCCUCAAAUUUCGACAGGAUUUGUUUUAUUUUUUUCAAAUACAGGCCGCUUUUCAUAUUUUACACACCUCCAUAUCGACAGGAUGCAUUUUGGGUUUUAAGCGCCUCCCUUUUCAUUAUGAGACACACCUCCAUUGUGGCAACAUUUUAUUCUGUACGCACCUCCAUUUUUGACAGGGUGCAUUUUAUUUUUUAGGUGCCUCCAUUUUCCACAGAAUGCAGUUUAUUUCUACGCACCUCCAUUCUGACAGGAUGCAUUUUAUUCUUGACACAUCUCCAUUACGACAGGAUACAUUUUGGGUUUUAAGCGCCUCCUUAUAAUUAGGAGACACACCUCCAUUGUGGUAAGAUGUAUUAUAUUCUUGACACACCUCCAUUUUUGACAGGAUACAUUUCAUUCUUGACACACCUCCAUUUUUGACAGGAUGCAUUUUAUUUUUUAGGUGCCUCCGUUUCAUUAGGAGACACCUCCAUUUUGGCAAAAGUCACUAUAUUGUUGACACACCUCCAUUUUUGACAGGAUGCAUGUUAUUCUUUACACACCUCCAUUUUUGACAGGAUGCAUUUUGGGUUUUAAACGCAGUCUUUUCAUUAAGAGACAUACCUCCAUUGUGGAAAGAGUCAUUAUAUUUUUGACACACCUACAUUUUUGACAGGAUGCAUUUUAUUCUUGUCACACCUCCAUUUUUGACAGGAUGCAUUUUAGUUUAUAGGUACCUCCGUUUCAUUAGGAGGCACACCUCCAUUGUGGCAAGAUGUAUUAUAUUCUUGACACACCUUCAUUUUUGACAGGAUGCAUUUUAUUUUUUAGGUGCCUCCGUUUCAUCAGGAGACACGCCUACAUUAUGGGGAGAGUCAUUAUAUUGUUGACACACCUCCAUUUUUGACAGGAUGCAUUUUAUUCUUGACACACCUCCAUUUUCGACAGGAUGCAUUUUAUUUUUUAGGUGCCUCCGUUUCAUUAGGAGACACACCUCCAUUGUGGCAAGAGUCAUUAUAUUGUUGACCCACCUCCAUUUUCGACAGGAUGCAUUGUAUUCUUGACAAACCUCCAUUUUUGACAGGAUGCAUUUUAUUUUUUAGGUGCCUCAGUUUCAUUAGGAGACACACCUACAUUGUGGCAAGAUGCAUUAUUUUCUGUACUCACCUCCAUUUUUGACAGGAUGCAUUUUAUUCUAAACACACCUCCAUUUUAGACAGGAUGCAUUUUGGGUUUUAAGCGCAUUUUUUCAUUAGGAGACAUAAUUUCAUUGUGGAAAGAUGCAUUAUAUUUUUGACAGAAUGCAUUUUAUUUUUGACAUACCUCCAUUUUUGACAGGAUGCAUUUUAUUCUUGACACACCUCCAUUUUUGACAGGAGGCAUUUUAUUUUUUAGUUGACUGUUUCAUUAGGAGACACACCUCCAUUGUGGCAAGAUGCAUUAUAUUCCUGAUACACCUCCAUUUUUGACAGGAUGCAUUUUAUUCUUGACACACCUCCAUUUUUGACAGGAGGCAUUUUAUUUUUUAGGUGACUCUGUUUCAUUAGGAGACACACCUCCAUUGAGGCAAGAUGCAUUAUAUUCCUGACACACCUCCAUUCUUGACAGGAUGCAUUUUAUUCUUGACACAUCUCCAUUUUUGACAGGGUGCAUUUAAUUUUUUAGGUGCCACCUUUCCAUUUGGAGACAUUGUGGCAAGAUGCAUUAUUCUGUACGCACCUCCGUUUUUGACAGGAUGCAUUUUAUUUUUUAGGUGCCUCCUUUUCAUUAGAAGACACACCUACAUUGUGGCAAGAUGUAUUAUAUUCUUGACACACCUCCAUUUUUGACAGGAUGCAUUUUAUUCUUGAGACAUCUCCAUUUUUGACAGGAUGCAUUUUAUUUUUUAGGUUCCUCAUUUUCAUUAGGAGACACACCUCCAUUGUGGCAAGAGUCAUUAUAUUGUGUACGCACCUCCAUUUUUGACAGGAUGUGUUUUACUUUUUAGGUGCCUCCUUUUCAUUAAGAGAUCAAAUAUAUUCUGUACGCACCUCCAUUUUCCACAGGAUGCAAUUUGUCUUCACGCACCUCCAUUCCGACCGGAUGAAUUUUGUUUGAACGCAAAUCCAAUCUGGAAAAAAAUGUAUGACAUAUAUUCUUUUGCUCCUCAAUUUCUGGCAGGAUGUGUUUAAAUUUUCCGCACCUCCAACUUUGACAGGGUGCAUUUGAAUUGUAUUCACCUCCAUUUUGUUGAAACUAAAUUCUUUAAGCACCUUCAUUUCUAGUGGGAUGCAUGUUAUUCAUUACACACCUCCUUUUUCGACAGGAUGCAAUUAAUUAUUACGCAACUCCACUGUGAACUGAUGCAUUUUGUUUAUAUGCAACUACAAUUUGAGAAAAAAGAAAUUACAUUUAUUCUUACCCAUCUCAA